GGCGGGGCUGGGGAGGAGUGAAAGGGCGAGGCAGGGCAGGUGAGGCGAAGCGAACGUCUGGCUGACCGGGGCGCGGAACCGCCCGACCAUCCGUCGGAGCGCGCCAUGCUGAGCCCUGCUGCUGUGCGGCUCUUCGGCUGGGCCCCGAGGGCCGCGCCCGCGCUCCGCUGGUGCCGGGUACCUCGUGGCCGAAGCAGUGAACUGAAAAGACGCCUGAAGGCUGAGAGAAAAAUUGCUGAAAAGGAGGCAAAACAUAAAGAACUAAGUGAAAAGCAUCCAAGUAAACCUUUGGCUGCUGAUUCAGAGAAUAACAUUGGUGCCGAUGAGGAAAGCUUGGAUCCAAAUCAAUAUUACAAGAUCCGUAGUCACGCAAUCCAGCAGCUGAAGGGCACCAAUGAAGAUCCCUACCCCCACAAGUUCCAUGUGGACUUAUCUCUCUCAGAUUUUAUAGGGAGGUACAGUCACUUGCAGCCGGGAGAUCACUUGACAGACAUCACAGUGAGAGUGGCAGGUCGUAUCCAUGCAAAGCGUGCCUCUGGAGGGAAACUGAUUUUCUAUGAUCUUCGUGGUGAAGGAGUCAAGUUGCAGGUCAUGGCGAAUUCCAGGCUUUACAAGUCUGAGGAAGAAUAUUUCCGUAUUAACAACAAAUUGCGUCGUGGGGACAUUAUUGGUGUAGUGGGGAAUCCUGGGAAAACAAAGAAGGGAGAACUGAGUAUUAUUCCUUAUGAAGUAACUCUUUUAUCUCCAUGCCUACACAUGUUGCCUCAUCUUCACUUUGGCCUCAAAGAUAAGGAAACUAGAUAUCGACAGAGAUAUUUGGAUUUAAUUCUUAAUGAUUAUGUGAGGCAGAAAUUUAUAACCCGUGCAAAGAUUGUGACAUAUAUUCGGAGCUUUCUGGACGAAUUGGGCUUCCUUGAGAUUGAAACUCCUAUGAUGAAUAUAAUUCCAGGUGGAGCUAUGGCAAAACCUUUUAUCACAUACCACAAUGAGCUGGAUAUGAAGUUGUAUAUGAGAAUCGCUCCGGAGCUUUACCAUAAAAUGUUGGUGGUUGGAGGUCUGGACAGAGUAUAUGAAAUUGGACGUCAGUUCCGGAAUGAAGGAAUUGAUUUAACUCACAACCCUGAGUUCACAACUUGUGAAUUCUACAUGGCUUAUGCAGACUACCAUGAUUUGAUGGAAAUCACAGAGAAAUUGCUUUCAGGGAUGGUGAAGCACAUUACUGGAAGUUACAAGAUCACUUACCAUCCAGAUGGUCAAGAUGGACAGGCCUAUGAGGUGGAUUUUACCCCUCCCUUCCGGCGCAUUAGUAUGGUGGAUGAACUGGAAAAGACUUUAGGAGUGGAAUUUCCAUCAACUGAGUCUUUUGAAACUGAAGAAACUCGAAAGUUCUUUGAUGAUCUUUGUGCAGUGAAAAAUGUGGAGUGUCCACCUCCUAGAACAACAGCCAGGCUUCUUGACAAAUUAGUUGGUGAAUUUCUCGAAGUCACUUGUAUCAACCCAACUUUCAUCUGUGAUCAUCCACAGAUCAUGAGUCCUCUAGCCAAAUGGCAUCGUGUUUGUCGGGGACUAACAGAACGCUUUGAGCUCUUUGUGAUGAAGAAGGAAGUGUGUAAUGCAUACACAGAACUGAAUGAUCCUUUCCAGCAGCGGCAGCUUUUUGAAGACCAGGCCAAGGCAAAAGCUGCGGGUGACGAUGAAGCCAUGUUUAUUGAUGAAAACUUCUGCACUGCACUGGAGUAUGGCCUUCCCCCUACAGCCGGUUGGGGCAUGGGAAUCGAUCGCUUCACCAUGUUCCUUACUGAUUCCAGUAACAUCAAGGAGGUGCUGCUGUUCCCAGCGAUGAAGCCGGAGGACAAGAAGAAGGAGGGACAGCCCGAGCAGCCGGCCGAAGGCACCUCUGUGUGAAGCCCGGGGCGGGCCAUGAAUAAACGCAGCGGUGUCCGCCGUGUGCCUGUU
Messenger RNA from Phasianus colchicus (ring-necked pheasant), 1956 nucleotides. RefSeq names its product lysyl-tRNA synthetase 1 (gene KARS1). The record is from RefSeq and is a predicted model, not a curated record. Gene Ontology annotation, biological process: positive regulation of macrophage activation; diadenosine tetraphosphate biosynthetic process; basophil activation involved in immune response. Gene Ontology annotation, cellular component: aminoacyl-tRNA synthetase multienzyme complex; mitochondrion; cytosol. Gene Ontology annotation, molecular function: tRNA binding; lysine-tRNA ligase activity; ATP binding. NCBI's taxonomy places the organism in Eukaryota, Metazoa, Chordata, Aves, Galliformes, Phasianidae.